Molecule: messenger RNA, 5965 nt
Organism: Cololabis saira (Pacific saury)
Lineage: Eukaryota; Metazoa; Chordata; Actinopteri; Beloniformes; Belonidae
Product: adenylate cyclase type 3-like
Exons: 21
Coding region: 525-3881 (1118 amino acids)
Biological process (GO): cAMP biosynthetic process; intracellular signal transduction; adenylate cyclase-activating G protein-coupled receptor signaling pathway
Cellular component (GO): plasma membrane
Molecular function (GO): adenylate cyclase activity
Source: RefSeq, a predicted model, not a curated record
UGUUGAUGGUGAAGAUGUUCCGUGUGUCCUGCGGAAAACACCCAGGAACAAACAGCUCAGACCCGCCGCCGUGGACCAUCUCCCUCUUUUUUUCUUUUCUUUUCUUUUCCUUUCCUUUUUUACGUCCGUAUUUGUCGGUGUCGGAGCGAUGUCAGCCCUCGGAGGAGGCGGCUUUAGCACCGACGGCUGCUCCACAUGUCCCACCCAGAAAGAUGGAGACUGAAGAAGCCCUGGCCGAACCACAGGUGAUCCGGGGUUUGUGAGAAACGGACUCCGAGGCUGCCGGGAAAGCUGAACGGGGGCACGUGCACCAUGUUGGGACCACAUUGAUUUGGAGGCGUUGCUACAUCAGUGUAGUCACCGUGAUGAGGAGAGGUCCUGGCAGUCCACGCGCUGCUGUGGUCCAGCUCACACAUGAGAAGCUGCUAGCUCAGACGAGAAGCAGUGACGAAUGAUGCCCACCUGGGGGAUUUAACGGCCAACACGCUGACAGAGCACCUCCACUUCCAGCAAACGGCAGCAGCAUGCCCCGGAACCGAGCCUUUUCCGAGCCGGAGUACUCGGCGGAGUACUCGGCCGACUGCUCCGUGACGCUGCCGUCCGACCCGGGGCAGGCGGUGGGGAGGACUCACGAGGUGACGGUGCGGAGCUCCGGCUGCUGCCUCUGCCUGCCGCGCUUCAUGCGUCUGAUGUUUGCGCCCGAGUCUCUGGAAAACCUGUACCAGACCUACUUCAGGCGACAGAGACACGAGACGCUGCUGGUCCUGGUCGUGUUCGCCGCCCUCUUCGACACCUACGUCAUCAUCAUGUGUGCCGUGGUCUACACCGCCGACAAGCUGGCGUCGGUCGUGGUGGCAUCGGUGGGACUGGCGGGAGACGUGUUCCUCUACCUGCUGUGCCGUUUUGGGCUUCUUCCGGACCGGAUCUCCCGGAGGGUGGUGCCCUACGCCCUCUGGGUGCUUAUAGCGGCUCAGAUUUUCUGCUACCUCGGUCUGAACUACGCCCGCUUUCAUCAGGCCAGCGACACGGUGGGCUGGCAGGCCUUCUUCAGCUUCUCCGUCUUCCUGACUCUGCCCCUGAGGCUCACGCCCAUCGUUCUCAUCACCGCCGUGUCCUGUGGGGUCCACACCCUGGUGCUGGGGGUCACCAUCGCCCAGCAGCAGCAGGACAACCUCCAGGGGGCAGCACUGGGAAGACAGCUUCUGGCAAACAUCAUGAUCUAUGUGUGCACCAUCACCGUGGGGGUCAUGUCCUACUACAUGGCUGACAGGAAGCAUCGGAAGGCUUUUCUGGAGGCGAGGCAGUCGCUGGAGGUGAAGCUGAACCUGGAGGAACAGAGCCAGCAGCAGGAGCGUCUGCUGCUAUCCAUUCUUCCCAAGCACAUUGCUGACGAGAUGCUUCAGGACAUGAAGAAGGAGCCGAGUCAGAAGGAGAUGCAGCAGUUCAACACCAUGUACAUGUACCGGCAUGAAAACGUCAGUAUUCUGUUCGCCGACAUCGUCGGCUUCACCCAGCUGUCGUCGUCUUGCAGCGCUCAGGAACUCGUCAAGCUCCUGAAUGAGUUGUUUGCCCGCUUUGACAAGUUGGCUGCCAAAUACCACCAGCUGAGGAUUAAGAUCCUGGGAGACUGCUACUACUGCAUCUGCGGGUUGCCCGACUACCGGGAGGACCACGCCGCCUGCUCCAUCAUGAUGGGCCUGGCCAUGGUGGAGGCCAUCUCGUAUGUGCGGGAGAAAACCCAGACGGACGUGGACAUGAGGGUCGGGGUGCACAGCGGCACUGUCCUGGGAGGAGUUCUGGGCCAGAAACGCUGGCAGUACGACGUCUGGUCCACCGACGUCACCGUGGCCAACAAGAUGGAGGCCGGAGGCAUUCCAGGGCGCGUGCACAUCUCUCAGAGCACCAUGGAAUGUCUUCACGGGGAGUUCGAUGUGGAGCCGGGGAACGGUGGCGAGCGCUGCGAUUACCUGAGGGAGCGGGGCAUCGAGACCUACCUGGUGGUGGUUCCUAAAGGACCGCUGCGGAAAAACGGCAUCAGUGGCGUGAAGCUGUCUGUGACCUCGUCCAACGGAAACUCCCCCCUGCUGAUCAACACCACAGAGUGCAAUGGCAGCAUGAACACGUGCUGCACCACCCCCGAGGAGCCGGAGGACCUGGACACGAGGGUGGUGAAUCCAUCCUUCCCCAACCCCCGGAGAAGGCUGCGGCUGCGGGACUUGGCUGAGAGGGUGAUUGAUGCUCAGGAGAACGAGCAGGAGCUCAACAAGCUGCUGAAUGAGGCUCUGCUGGAGAGGGAGACCGUUCAAGCGCUGAAGGGGAAGCACACCAACAAACUGUCCCUGAGGUUUGUGGACCCGGAGCUGGAGACCCGCUACUCGGUGGAGAAGGAGAAGCAGAGCGGAGCUGCCUUCUGCUGCUCCUGCGUGGUGCUGCUCUUCACCGCGGUCAUGGAGGUGCUGAUCGACCCCUGGCUCAUUGCUAAUUACGUCACCUUCGCAGUGGGAGAGGUGCUGCUGCUCGUCCUGACCGUCUGCUCUCUGGCUGCCAUCUUCCCCAGAGUUUAUCCAAAGAAGCUGGUGUCGUUCUCCACCUGGAUCGACCACACCCGCUGGGCUCGGAACACCUGGGCCAUGGCGGCCAUCUUCAUCGUCAGCAUCGCCAACAUCGUGGACAUGCUGAGCUGUCGGCCUGCAGCUUCAGAUGCGGGUGGCAGCACCGGGGCUCCCUCCUCUUCUUCCUCCGGCCCCGAAGGCUGUCUCCACAACCCCAAAUACUACAGCUACGCGGCGGUGCUGGCCCUGAUGGCCGCCACCAUGCUGGUGCAGGUCAGCCACAUGGUCAAGCUCACGCUGAUGCUGCUCAUCACCGCCACCACCGGGAUCGUCAACAUCUGCAGUUGGAGAGACGUCUUCGACCGCUACGACGUGGCCCGCUUCCAGGAGUACAGUUUAAACCUGGUUCCCUCCAAGUUCACCAUGACCACCAUGAUCUUCGUUAUGAUGGUCAGCUUCUACUACUUCUCCAGACAUGUGGAGAAGCUGGCCCGCACUCUCUUCCUGUGGAAGAUCGAGGUGCAUGAGCAGAAGGAGAAGGUGUACGAGAUGAGGCGCUGGAACGAAGCUCUGGUUACCAACAUGCUGCCUGAACACGUGGCUCGACAUUUCCUUGGCUCCAAGAAGCGGGAUGAGGAGUUGUACAGCCAGUCGUACGAGGAGAUCGGCGUCAUGUUCGCUUCAAUCCCCAACUUCUCUGAUUUCUACACGGAGGAGAGCAUCAACAACGGAGGCAUCGAGUGUCUGCGCUUCCUCAACGAGAUCAUCUCUGACUUUGACAGCCUGCUGGACGAGCCUCAGUUCCGCUACAUCACCAAGAUCAAGACCAUCGGCAGCACCUACAUGGCCGCCUCCGGCGUCACCCCCGACCUCAGCAACGGAUACGGCUGCAUGAAGAAAGAUGAGCAGUCUGACAGAGAGCGGUGGCAGCACCUGGCAGAUCUGGCAGACUUCGCUCUGGCCAUGAAGGUCACACUCAUGAACAUCAACUACCAGUCGUUCAACAACUUCAUGCUGCGCAUCGGUCUGAACAAGGGGGGGGUCCUGGCUGGAGUCAUCGGGGCUCGCAAACCCCACUACGACAUCUGGGGCAACACUGUGAACGUGGCCAGCCGCAUGGAGUCCACCGGGGUGAUGGGAAACAUCCAGGUGGUGGAGGACUGCCACAACAUCCUGAAGGAGUUUGGUUUCCGCUUCGUGAAGCGGGGGCCCAUCUUCGUGAAGGGCAAGGGGGAGCUGCUCACCUACUUCCUGAAGGGCCGGGACAAGCAGGGCUCCUUCAUCAACGGCUCCUCCGUCACUCUGCCGCACCAGGUGGUGGACAGCUGAGCCCCGGGCACACGCACACCCCCAUCAGACACUCCUGUGUGCUGACAGCAGCCCCCCCCAGGACUGAAAACCAAACACAUGCAGGUAGCUGAUUGUAGAGUCUCCUGGUUCAAACUAAACUACAGAAACUAAACUCCCAGGAGACGGAGGACGGACCACAGACCCGGUUUUCAGACCACAGAGCAGGUUUUCAGACCCACAUCAGUGUCUGACUGACAGUCUCGGGAUCACGUCCUUUUUCAAAUCCCCCCUGCAGACGGAAGCAGAUCUGGUGCCGGAGGCCCCUCCACCUAUCUGCUCAUCUCUGCUUUGACUCGGUAGGUGGUUUGAUGGUGGUGGUUUGGCUUCGUGGUGCCUGACCCUUCAGUCUGGUCCUGUUAGCGGGUACAACCCCAAUUCCAAUAAAGCUGGGACUGAAAAUAUGAGCUGAUUUUUUUAAUUUAAUGGCAGCAACACAUCUGUGAUAAGUUGGAACAGAAGAAAACAAAAGCCUGGGAAUGUAAUUAACACAAAUCAAGGCCGACCGGAGGAGCAUUUGACAACUAAUUGUGAACAGGUCAGUCACAUGACAGAACCUCUCAGUCUGGGACAAACGGGAUCUAAAAACUAUGGCAACAUUUCAGGAAAAUGUCCCUCCCUGUAAAACUGUAGAUUAUAGGAUCUUUGAUAGUUUUUACAGUGUUUAUUAUCCUCAAAAGAUUGAUGGAAUCAGGAGCUGGCGCUGUAUUUGAGGGACAAGGCUGGAGGUCUGGACUGGAUCUGGAGAUUCAAUUCAAUUCAAUUUUAUUUAUAUAGUGUCUAAUACAACAGAUGUUAUCUCUAGACGCUUUCCAGAGAUCCAGAACAUGGAGAUGUGCAGGUCCUCAGAUGUGAUUGUCUCUGGAGGACCCUGCUGGACUCAGGACCACGUCCACAGGUCCGUCAGGUCCGUCUGCACCGUCCACAGAUGCAGCUUUCAGCUCCGUCAUGCAGAGAGGAAGACAUGGCUGUCAGCCACCUCCAGCUGAGUUCUCAUCGUUGCCCCUGGCAGCAGUGUUUCCACGGGUGAAGAUCGCAGGGGAUCUUCAAACCCGGGUGUUCGCUCCUCCCCGAGCAACUGUUUUCCCCUCACAAAUAUUGCCAAACUGAAACCAAUGUGUCUCUGCAGGCCGAUCUGCGUCAGCACGGCUCGACUGCUGCUGCCCGGCUGCAGCCGGGCUGCUGACGAGGUCCAGGAGGAGUUCCCGUAGACCAGGGGUCGGCAACCCGCGGCUCUAGAGCCGCAUGCGGCUCUUUAGCGCUGCCCUAGUGGCUCCUGGAGCUUUUUCAAAAAUGUUUGACCUUUUUUUUCCUUUUUUUCCUUUUUUUUUCUUUUUUUCAGUUUUUUUCUUCCUUUUUCGUUUCCUUUUUAAUCUCGACAUUUCGACUUUUUUUUCUCAAAAUUUUGACUUUUUUCACGACUUUUUUCUCGAGAUUGUACUGAUUAUUUCCUCGACAUUUCAAUUUUUUUCUCAACAUUUCGACUAUUUCACGAAAUUUUAACUAUUUCCCCGACAUUUCGACUUUUUUUCUCGAAGUGCAUAAUUUAAAAAAAAAUCUUCCCCCAGUUCUAACUAAUAUAGAAACAUGCAGCAUGUGUUGCCUUCAUUCUAAGGCUGAUACAAGACUUUUCAUUUUUUGCGGCUCCAGACAUAUUUGUUUUUGGUCCAAUAUGGCUCUUUCAACAUUUUGGGUUGCCGACCCCUGCCGUAUUCGUCCGGUCCCAGCCUCGCCUCGCUGGCUUCCUGCCAGUCACAGGAUCCGUUUUCAAGUUUUACUUUUAGCUUUCAGAGCUCUCCACGGUGUCUGCCCUGCUCCAUGAACCCAGUGUGUCUCCCAGGCUGUGGAGCUUCUCUCCCCCAGGACCUGAGAGACUCAGCCACUGGGGAUAUUUUUAAAAAACACCGUAAAGCACACCUGUAUAGGCAGGCUUGUAGGAAAGACUUGUAAAUGAAUGAUUUUUGACUGUUCCUGUCUGUUGUCGUCUUUGUGUUUUUAUUUGAUUUCUUUUCCUUGCUACCCUGUCUUUAACCUUGUGAAGCACUUUGUGAGCCUCUCUCUGUGAA